GCGGCUGGGCUUCGGCUCUCCUCGCUUGGGCCGUCCCGUUCCGUAGCGGGAUUCGCCUUCACGCACGCGGUGUGGGCGCCGGGGGCCCGCGAGCGGAGUGGCGGGAAGGCGAACGCGCCGACCGAGGUGCCUCGUCCCCGCGGGCGGCCACCUGCUGGCCGAGACGGCGGCCUGACGCGCUAGAGGCGCCGGACGUCCUACCCCCGGCCGGGCAGUUUUAAAGUGGAAGUGACGGUCCUGUGUGUGGAAGACUGAAAGAAAACGCCGGAGACUGACGAGUACUCAACCGCGCGCACGCUAAAAAUAACUGAAAAGAUCAUCGGGGUCUGGCAAGAGUUGUUCCCCGCCAGUCCUCACCCGGCCCGAGGGCCUCCUCAGGCGCCUCCUCCGUGAGGCGCAGAGCUGAGGUGGACUUGGGGUCCAGGAUCAAGUGGGGACGCCCCCUAAGGCGGUCGGCCUCUUGCAAGUCAGACCAAACGUGUUUACAUGCAAUGAGUGGAACCCAAAUCCAGCCACCCGCCAAGUUUCAAGCAGGGUAGGGGGCUUUGAGAGCGUUAGGAGUAACUACCGUUGCGGCGAAACAAGAGGUGAAUGCGUGAAUAAAAAUCGUUGAAUACCAAGUUGCAACCAGAUGCUUCACGUCACUCCAGAAACUGAUCAGAGCAAGACACUGUACCUGAACAGAUUGUGGAAAUAUUAAACCUUUGCGAACUAUUUGGCAGUGAAAAGACAAAAAUCUGGAAAGAGGGUGCUAUAAAAACAAAAUAGUGCCCUCAUUCAGUGUCAUCAAUGGCAAAAUGAUAAAAGCCAUUUAAACUCUUUUUAGUAAAGACCCUAGUCCCACUUGUGUUUUUGAGAUAAGAUAGAGCUUAUCUUUAAGGAUGUCCCUUUUUGCAUUGGUUUCAUCAUAGUUUUGUUCCUUAAACCAGGAUUUAUUUAACGAGGAAAACAUUUGGCUUUAGAGUGUUGCUGAUUUUGGAUAGACUUGUUUCCCAGACUCAUAAUAUUUUGCUCAGUCUAAUGUGGAUAUUACAGUUCUUCCUUGGGAAGUUUACAAGCUUCAGCCCAUGGACAAGAAUAUAACAAGCAUCCAGGAAGUAUUACACCAAGCAUGUGUUGAAAAGCAUACUAUUGAAAAAACCCUAACCUUUCUUCAAAAGAACAUUAAAGCAUUGCUGAUUCUUUUGUUAUGAUAAAAGAGGUGAUAGAUGAUACAAAUCUUGCUGGAAGACCUGGUUUGGGAUGAUGAUGUGAACAAUUAUGCAUGUUACCCUAAAGAUCAUGGCAGCUUCUUUCCUGACAUACCCCAUGCUCAGGACCCUUAGCCUGAAGCUCCACUCAGCUCUCACUGGCACCUAUCUCUCCGGCACUUACUCCAUCGUCUUUGUCAACUGUCCCAAUGAGCAAAUUGCUAGAGAUAUGGCAAGGGCUGUCCUGGAUAAGAAGCUGGCUGCCUCUGUGAACAUCCUGCCCAAGACAGCCUCACUGUACUUUUGGAAUGGGGAACUAGAAGAAGCCACUGAGAUCCUGCUGUUAAUAAAGACAAAGACUUCCAAGGUUCACAUGCUGUCUGGCUACAUCAGGUUGGUGCAUCCUUUUGAAAUCCCAGAAGUCUUCAGUCUUACCGUGGACCAAGGAGAUGCGCGUUACUUAAAGUGGCUGGAGGAAGGCAUAGCAAAGGACUGAUGUGCCCGCAGGCCUCCCUCAGCCUGAAUCAGCUGCAUUCCAAGGAAGGAGAUGCUCUUCCUGCUUCCUCACGGCUUGGAACUGCGGGGUUUUGUCAGUACAGAGGAGCUAGAUAACCUGCGAAGGGUGAAGGGCCAAGCUUCCUGCUGCCUCAAGAGAAGACUGAGCCAUUUGGACCAGUCGGGAAGCCAGUGGGACUCUGCUUCAUGGUUAAAGGUGGCCUGGGGGUGGGAGGGCAAGGAUGGACAUAGGUGGCGAUCAAGGGAAAGUGGUAGUGAGGACGGGAUUGUCAUCUUCUCCUGAAGUCACCGCAUCUACCUCUGGUACCAACAGCAUCUACCUCUGGUACCAACAAUGUAACUUCCUUCCUGCUUGUUGGGAGGAGGAUGGGGUCUGCUAACCCAUGAGUGUGUAGGGUGAAUGCUGCCUUCUAGGGGAACUGGCAAGUUCUUUACCCUAAAGGAUUAACUACUAAUGAUGCAAUUUCAGUGACAAACAGGAUUUCUGCUAGCUAAGGAGCAGUGUUUGUAAUUCCUGAGUCCUCCGGAGGUGAGACUGGGAAUAGACUCUCCUGAGUGGGAGAAGGAUGAGGGGAAUGUUAGGGCUUAACCAUAGCCUCAUGGGUUGGGACUAAGUCUCGACUGACGGACAUCAAAAUGUUCUGAUACUUUGCUUGGUGGAAAUGUAGCCUUUGAACACACCGUAAAUAGCCUUUCCAUUGGGCAUUGAGCCUGAGCCUUGAAGAAGGCAGAACCCUAGGGAUUUUCAGGUUCACUGUUUCGAAAAAAUUUCUAGAACCAAUGUUCUCUGUCCCACCAAGCUCCAGGCUGACAAAAGGUGCCCUGGGACUGCUUGGAUGGUGGCAGUAAAAAUAUGCCACCCCCCACCGCCUAACCAUACUGCAACUGCUAUGCUGUGCCUUCGUUGCAUUCUUUGCAUUCUGAAAGGACUUUUAAGAAGUGUUCUUUCUUAAAAAUGUAUAAACCAGUAACCAAAGCUAGUCUCUUUUUUUUAUAGAUUGUAGUCUUGGUCUUUAUAGACCUCACGCUGCUCUGCGGUCCGGGAAUGGGUUGAUGGGUCAUGCUCU
Sorex araneus (European shrew) is the source of this 2773-nucleotide messenger RNA. Its product is annotated as protein CutA homolog. Gene Ontology annotation, molecular function: copper ion binding. The record is from RefSeq and is a predicted model, not a curated record. Lineage: Eukaryota; Metazoa; Chordata; Mammalia; Eulipotyphla; Soricidae. The transcript is spliced from 6 exons. The coding region runs from base 1261 to 1686 and encodes 141 amino acids. Gene Ontology annotation, biological process: response to metal ion.